This is a messenger RNA of Paramuricea clavata, 5988 nucleotides long. NCBI's taxonomy places the organism in Eukaryota, Metazoa, Cnidaria, Anthozoa, Malacalcyonacea, Plexauridae. The record is from the annotation of a GenBank genome assembly.
AGGUAGUAAAGAUAUGGGGACUAGUGAUAACAAAGGAGUUAUAGUUGCUGCUGUUCUGACUCCAUUACCUGUAACUCUGACCGCUGUUUGUAUCAUUAUUUGGCUACACAAACGUCAAAAGAAGCGCAUGGAUUUAGUGGAAAAAAAAUUGGAAAAUGCUGCUUAUGUCCACUCGUAAGUAUUUGUAUUUAUCUCAAACUCUUAUUACUUUGACUCGGAAAUUUAAUGACCUUUUCAUUUUUUCGAAAUUUUUUUAAUGAGUCCGUAAACGUAAUGUCAACAUUUCAGGUUUUGGGAAAGCUAAUUGUCAUGGUAAAGAUGAGAAAAUCGAACUAAGAAAUAGGCUUUACACUUAAAAAUUUUGGAAGCGAAACCAGGAUUCAUAAUUAAUUGUGUAAACGUUCUCUGGUUAAAAAGAUUUAUUUAUUACAAGCUUUCGACUGCCAGUCUGCUGUCUUCGACGGGUAGAUUAAUAAUGUGCUAGUGAUAUAAGAUAUGAUACAAAGUGAAUAGUGCUAUAAAAUGGCGAAUUACAAUUAUAUUUACUGACACAAUAAGACAAUUGCUAACAGUUCCGCCUACGUAGAAGAUUGGUGACUAAUUAUAUAUUGUGCAGAAUUUAAAGUUUUUUGAGCAAAAAGCGAUAUUGUUCUGGCAAAUGUUUUGAGUUGUUAUCGGCGUCUUUCGUGCAUGCAGUGUGCCAAGACUCUAAUGUCGAUCUGUGUCGAUAGCUUCCCCCUGUCAAUUACUUUUCCGUUUUUAAAAUCAAUUCUGUGGUCGUUUGCGUGGGCAAAUCAUGUGAUUAAUCAAUGUCACCAGCUAUUUUCAAACAAUAGAAGGUAGGCCUAUUAUCUUUAGAAAUUAGAAAUUAAAAAGUACCAUACCAUAUGGAACAUUCAAGCAGUUCUUCUCGUGUUUGCCUACGCUAUCUUAUUUCUGGUGUCAUACGAGUUUUAUUGUGCACGCUACAGGGUGCUCCAAUAUGAACCGGGCGGUUAAGUGUCGCAAAUUCUAUCGAGCCGGGUGCAAAAUUAAUACCAACAGGAGAUCAAAUAGGUGCGCAUUAUUGGAAAUUUACCUUAUCAAUAACGAUAACCCGAUAAACAGUUUACUUACUGUAUUUUAUGUAUUAUAGUGUUGACAAUGAUAUUCCUGCAGAUGAAAACGGUGAAAGAGUGAUGAAUUUACUCUAUGUUUCGCAAGAUAAUGUACAUGAGAUACCAGAACAUUUAUUGGAAUCAAUAAAUUUGUUGGAACUGCCUGGUGAUUCAGUACAAUUUCGGGGUAUCAUCGGUAAAGGAGCAUUUGGUAUAGUGUAUGUUGGUGAAGCGCAUUUGGUCAAUAGAAACCCAGAAUGGACAACCGUUGCAAUCAAAACACUUUCAGGUUAAGACGUACACAGAUAAAAUAUUUUAUAAUUGUGUGAUAUAUGAGUUGUCAGAUAUACGAAUGACUGUUAUAGAAGUAACAUGCAAUCCUUGACUUUUCCCACGCAAUCGUAAUAAUGUUUGUUUGGCAAAGGAAAACGCAUGGAUUAUCAUUAGUAUAUGAUUGCAAUUGUUAUUGUGCGCAGAUGCAGUUCUUUAAAAAUGUGCAGUUACGAAAGUAUCCCCUAGAAGCUGCUCGUCGUUUUCAUGACGCCCGCUCCAGAAUAUGGGAUAAAUUAAGUCAUCGUGAAUCAAAAUCUUUCUGUGAGAGGUGCCCCAGACCUUUAUAUGAUUAGAAUGGUGCAACUAUAUGUGUUGUUGUUGGCGGUUAUUGAAUAUUGGUGCAUGCAUGUGUAUAUGUGUGUAUACCUAUAUUUGAGCAAUCUGAUAAUCUGGGUAAAUUCAACAAAUAUUAUAGAGUCUGCCGGUGAGGAGGAACUUAGCGAUUUCUUACGUGAAAUUGAGUUGAUGAAGGACAUUGGGGAACAUAAAAAUGUCAUUCAGAUGUAUGGCUGUUGCACACGAUAUCGUCCAAUAUGUCUAGUCCUGGAAUACGCGAAAGGCGGAAAUCUACUGAAUUAUCUGAGGUCUCUUAAAAAGAAGGUAAUCAUAACUAUUACAGAGCAAUACAAUUCGUCCAAUGAUAAUCCUUUCUGUAUGGGCAAAAAUGGCGUGUUAGGGAUUCAUUUUACAGAGUGUCUAAAAAACGUGGAAAAUUUUCAAAUGGCCAAGAAGAUAUAGGAAUUUUUAAUUUGGCAAUAAUGAAUAUUUAUAAUUUAUAUAAUGCAAAAAUAGCUGCUUUUGCCAACCAUAUUAAAACAUGGUGGUUUACGCACAAGACUGAAGAUUUGAAAAGUGCUUUAUGACUGGUCAUCAAAGUACGAGACUAUUUGAAAGUCGUAAAAAUUUCCUGACUCUCACGGGCAUUGAGAUAUUGGCGAAAUAUUUGAAAGAUGACUAUUCAUGAAUUUAAUUUAAUUUAAUAGCUUAGCCCUUGUACAAUAUUUAAUUAUUAGCACAUGGCAGGGAAUCCUCAACAGCGCCAGCCAAUUACUGCGGCCUCUUUAAAACUUAAUAACAACAAACAUAAUGAUAAUAUAGGAACGAGUUGUUUCCUUGUCUUCAGAGGCAAGUCAUUGGCAUUUUGCUCUUGAUUAAAUUUCCUUCCAUUCUUGUUCAUAUUUGCAUACAUUGCAAUUAGUCUUAGCGCUCGAGCGGUGAACUUAGUAUAUUAUAUCAAUUAGUUUAAUUUGCCUUUGAAACCAGAUUUUAAACUUGCCUCAUCGUGUUUUGAUCAUUCCAUUUUUAACCCAGCUAUUUUCAAAUUUUUGCACUCGGGUGAUUGAUUUUAAGGGCAUUUUUAAUUUAAGCUUCUGUUGCACGAUCCAACGAUUUGUGAGACGAUCCAACGGCGUUGCGAGACAAGUUUCGUGACACAUUGCAACGUGCAAUACCCUUCCAUGUCGCGAACCUGUGUCAGUUUCCUUUGCAAGUUAAGUUUCCCAAAAAGUUGAUAAGAUUCAACUUUUCACAACGAUUGCGAGCUCCUUUCGCUGGCAUUGCACCGUGUAACACCAUGCAUUCGUUAAACCUGUCUCGCAAUGUUUCGAAACACCUAGCCUGCGUACAGGCGUUUAUAGAAACACUUUGAACAAGCAACCAAUCAGAUGGAAGAAUAAUACCCAAGGUCAUCAAAUUCAAUACUCAAGGUCAUUCGUGCUACAUGAAAUUGAAAUGGCUUGGCUUGCAUGUUUCGAUGACAAUAUGUGAAAUGGCUGUGCGACUAAUACGAAAAUUGUACUCAAGAGAUUUAAAUAUUUCACCAGUUGUUAAAAAUCGUAAGGUGACAGCCAUUGGUUCGUCCUGGAUAAUGCUCUCCCGCAUAAUUGUAUUUUGUUUUUGGAUAGGGUAUGAUACCUGGUCCACAACGAGGUCAAGUCCGUUCUUCUCAAGCGCGUGUUUUGUUUACAUUUUUUUGUUUCAAAGAAUAGAUAAUUUAAUUCAAAUCCCGAUCUGUGGACCCACAGUUCGGAAUUUUAAUUAAAUUAUCUAUUGUUUGAAACAAAAAAUGUAAAUAAAAUACGCGCAUGAGCAGAACGAACUUGACAGCCUCUUUAAGUCAAGCAGUAUCAAAAGUGCCAGAGCACGCUUUCUCGGGGAGCGAGUUUUAGCCAUGAACAUUCACGAUUCAAAUUGUUUCGUGCGCUUUUCUCCCGCGGCCGGAUGUUACAAGUGUGAAGUCUGAUGAUUAGUCUUCUCGAUGCGAGUUUCGCGAUCCUGUUACACUAUCAUAUUCAAUGGUUUGUGAAAGAAGACCAGAAGAAGAAUAUCAGAAGACCUUAGUUAUAUUCAUAUUGAUGUUUCAGUUUAGUGCCGGCAAUUUGAAAAUUUGCUGCUCUCUUUAUGCAACCCGUUCAAAUCACUCGAGCUCCAACCUAAUAUGCUCACUUUGAUUUCCGGGAAUAUACUUGUUGUCACGUGUCCAUUAAGAUAACUAGCUCACAAAGUAAUUCUCGUAUUUGUGUGAUCACAUGUUCCAUUUAUAUAUGACAGAGUAAACCCUGUAUGUUUGAAGAGUACAAAAAAGCAAAUAGACAAAAGGUCCACUAGUAGAAGAGUACAAAAAGCAACCAGGCAAAAUUCUUGCUAAGCGCUGAAGCGCUCACUUCAGGCAAGGAAAGCAAUGCUCAUUCAUUGCGUUAUCGGCAUUUUGAACUGCAUGAAGUAGCUCAGUUUACUUCCUGUCUUUUGCAGAUUUAUAUCUUGCGAUGGAGCCUAGUGGUCGAGGAAGCACUUGCCGUGCGAUAGUAAUUCCUAGUUUCUAAAUUUUAAAAUUCACAUGCAUGCUUUAAUUCUUCCUCUUGUAGUGUAAAGACAUAGCAGUUGCGCGGACAUCGGAAGUCACAAAAUCUGACAAGGUGAAUGCUAUAUAAAGUCUAUACUUUUUCUUCAAAAACUUCUUUACACUGGCAUAAACUUGUCGCAUCCGUUUAUAGUUGCUAUAGCAGUAUAUAUAACUGUAAUGAACUGAAAAUAUUUCAGGAAAAAUAUCAGAAAUUCUUUGAGGAAGGGGAAAUGCCAGAUGAUGCACCAUCUUCAUUUCCUGCUAAUGCAAGCGAUCAACUUGAGGUGGAGGAAAACAGGAUAAAACAACUUGAAGGUAAUUGCAUGUCCUGUGCUAGAUUGCUAUAGUGUAGGAUUAUUAUUAUUAUUAUUAUUAUUAUUAUUAUUAUUAUUAUUAUUAUUAUUAUAAAAUAUGUCCUGAAUAAGAACACUUGCGUACUUCCAUGCUUUCCAAUGCCAGAAUGCCUAAACUAUUUCAAGAAAACUCUAUGUUCAAUUAACCCAAACAAACUGUUUUAUAUUCCAAGCUGGAUUCCGAAGUUAUCCGAUCCUAUCGUAAACUUCGACCUUCAACCCCCAACAUAUCGCCAAGUUACAAAUAGUAUUGGCAGAAUGAAAGCUUCUGGAUCGCCUUGUCCUCUAGAUCAACUUUCAAUAAUUUGCUUCAAAUGUUGUCCAUUUUUGCGCACUUAUCUAACCGAAGUGAUACUUAGCGUCUGGUCUUCGAAAUCUGUACCAGCUAAAUGGAAAAAAGCGUGUUCUAUUCUUAUCCAUAAAAAAGGCAAUACAAGUUGCCCCUCCAAUUUCCGCCCUCUCCUAAUUACUCUAGAAACUAUACCACUAAAAGUGUUUACAUCAUGCCUCCGCAAUGCUAUGUUCUCGUUCCUAACUGUUAAUAACUUUAUUGAACAUCAGAUUCAAAAAGGUUUCACUCCCAAUCUGUCUGGCACUCUGGAACACACUGCUCAAAUGACAAAUAUUAUCAACCAAGCGAGAAUAAAGCAGCGCUCUGUUGUCAUCACCCUUCUCGAUCUCAAGAAUGCUUUUGGUGAAGUGCAUCAUAAUCUAAUUCAAUCUGUCCUCAACUAUCAUCACAUUCCCAAAGACGUUAGUGAAAUAAUAAAGAGCUUGUAUACGGACUUCAAUACUGCAUUUAUAACAUCAGAAUUCUCUACCCCAUUUAUCACUGUCGGUCGUGGAGUUCUUCAAGGAGACUGUCUUAGUCCUCUAAUUUUUAAUGUGCAUCAAUACCUUUAUUCAACAUAUAAAAACUGACAAAUACAUUCAAUUUGGUUUCAUUACAAAUCUUUUAAACCCAGUCCAUUGGUUACAGUUCGCUGAUGAUGCUGCGGUAAUAAGCGGUCAAGAUUCAGAAAAUCAACAUCUUUUAAAUCGAUUCUCGAUCUGGUGCCAGUGGUCUAACAUGAUUGUCAAGGUUGAUAAGUGUUCAACAUUUGGGAUUAGGAAAAGUCUGACAAAAUCUGUCCAAUAUUUACCUAAACUUCUGAUUAACAAUGAAUUGAUACCUGCCACUAAAAUUGGAGAGUCGUUUCGAUACUUGGGGAAAUAUUUUAACUUCAGUAUGUCCGAAAAAGAACACAAACAAGAGCUAAUCACUCUCAUGGACGACAUUAUGUCUGAAAUUGAUCUCAAACCUUUGCACCCGAAAAAUAAACUUUUGCUUUAUAGCCGUUACCUCCUAUCCAAACCUUCCUGA